GAACUUCUAAAGCUAUUACACCACCGUUCAUAAAAGAGAAUGACGAAUUAGCUGGUAGUUUUGGUGAGGGCAUUCCUCAACUUACAUUUUCCCCACCGAAACCUUCACAGCAUCAUACUUCAUUUUCAAGAUAUAAACUUGAUUUCGAAGAAAUCGAGUUCCUUGGCAAAG
Molecule: messenger RNA, 171 nt
Organism: Racocetra persica
Lineage: Eukaryota; Fungi; Glomeromycota; Glomeromycetes; Diversisporales; Gigasporaceae
Source: the annotation of a GenBank genome assembly